Syzygium oleosum is the source of this 2124-nucleotide messenger RNA. RefSeq lists its product as uncharacterized. NCBI's taxonomy places the organism in Eukaryota, Viridiplantae, Streptophyta, Magnoliopsida, Myrtales, Myrtaceae. Gene Ontology annotation, cellular component: membrane. The transcript is spliced from 9 exons. The coding region runs from base 208 to 1695 and encodes 495 amino acids. The record is from RefSeq and is a predicted model, not a curated record.
CUGAACACAAUGUACAUUCCUCCAAAGCCAUGGCCACAAGCUAUUCUUACCUUGGUGAGGAAGUCAAACCCAUCAUCUCCCUCUCUCUCUCUGUCGUUAAAGCUGAAAGAUUAUGACCAGUGCUCGAUCACGUUCAUAUAGCAUAGGCUCUGUUUGACAGAAAAUACGUAUCGGAGGACUGGCCUUCGUCAUACAUGCAAUAAGUCCAUGUCAAAAGGCAAUGGGGUUCUUGUUCCUUUCGUCCUCCUCUUGGUCUCGACGUCCAUGUUUUCGCCGCAGUCGCUGGCAUCCGGAUCCCCCAAUACUGGAGAAAGAAGCAGCUGCGGGCAGCCCGACCCUUCUCGCCGCUUCAAGUGUUACCAUGGAGGUUACGAUCUUCGGAACAAGCAUUAUUGGGCUUCUGCGGCAUUUACAGGAGUUCACGGAUACGCGAUUGCCGGGUUGUGGAUGUUGAGUGGACUAGGCUUCGGAAUCUUCAUACUUUCAAAGGGCGCAAGCUCGAGCUCGACAGACCCAUCGAAUCUCCAAAGAGUCAUAGUAAUCUCGCUCGUGCUCUUGCUCACCCUUCUUGCCAUAGUGGCCAGCAGUUGCGUCCUUGCGGCGAACCAGAGGUCCCACCACAGAAUGAGGAGGCUGAAAGAAACCAUUCUCAAAGCAGGCCAAGACGCUCACCGAAUAAUCCGAAGAAUCAUUACAACAAUGACGGAAAUGGAGUACAUAUUGCUUCCCUAUGAACCCGUUGUGUCUUUCCAGUUGAAUUUGACCACCCAUCAACUCGGAAAGGAGUCGAGGGUCAUCCAACACUUCGUCCAAAAGAACGGCCAUUCAAUCGAUCUGGCAAUUCAAACUUCGUACAUUGCACAUAUUGUGAUCGUAGCAGUCAACAUGGUUCUGCUUACUGGGGCGAUCGUUCUUCUUCUACUGCACUGGCAUCCAGGACUCGUCAUGAUAAUUCUCUUUUGCUGGAUCUUAACAACUCUUUGCUGGGUUAUCACCGGCUUCGAUUUCUUCUUCCACGAUUUUGCCAAGGAUACUUGCUCAGCAUUUAAGGAUUAUGUGCAAAAUCCCAAAAACAACAGUCUUGCUACAAUCCUACCAUGUAUGGACUCGUCAUACUCGGAUCAACUCAUGACGGAGAUCGGCUCCACCAUUCACAACUUCUUCGCCCAGUUGAAUGCCAAGUCAACCGAGUUUUAUCGGUCCUUAGGAAUUAGUGAACUAGGCGACGAAUUGCCAGGAGUCAUGAAGAUAUGUGAACCUUUUUCCGGACCUCCUGACUACAGCUACAUCCCCGGAAACUGCUCAAAAGGCGAGAUUCCGGUCAGCAGCUUGCCAAACGUCCUCGCGCCGUUCACAUGCUACCGGGGAAACCCGCCAGAGAAAUGCAAGAGCGAAGGGAAGUUCUUGCCAGAGUCCACCUACUACAUGGCCUGGGCAUACAGUCGAUCCAUCCAGGAUCUGAUCAACAUAUAUCCUGAUCUCAAGGGCCUGUCAGAGUGCUCUUUUGUGAAGGACAGGUUUGAGGAGGCUGUGUUGCACCGGUGCAGGCCAUUUAGGGCCUCCAUACGCCGGUUGUGGUCAUCAAUGCUUGCCCUGUCAAUUGUGAUGGUGGUUUUGGUGUUGGCAUGGGUGGUCAAGGCAUGCCAGGAUAGGGGAAGAGCCUUCUCUAGGUGUUCCAUUUUUCCCAAUUCCUAGGUAGAGCCGACCGAUGCGUGGGUUUGGACCGAGCCGGGCCCAAAGGUCGAGCCUAACUUGUUGUCCAAACCCACUCGUAACAAAAAAACAUUUAAGACAAAAUUGUUGGACCGGGCUGGGCAGGCUUCACAACUAAAUGGCCUAGCUCAAGACCACUCAAAUACGCCCGUCGUGCGAUGCCUGGGCAAGCCAUGACCCGUCAAGCCUAUAAUUAAGUCUAUAAGUAGUAAGAAUUUUCUAGAAAUAGAGGACAAAACAAAACAUGACACAACCCUUUUUUAAUUCAUUUUUGUGGACUUUUCUUUAUUUAUCAGUGGUGACUGCAAGGUGUACAUGUCAUGGGGAAUAACUUCACACAUCAUAUUGAUCAAAGAGAAGAGAAAUGUACAUACAAUUCAAAACAUGAAAUAUACAUCUAUUUCUUUGGCC